Closterium sp. NIES-65 is the source of this 480-nucleotide messenger RNA. The record is from the annotation of a GenBank genome assembly. Lineage: Eukaryota; Viridiplantae; Streptophyta; Zygnematophyceae; Desmidiales; Closteriaceae.
AUGACGGAUGGCACAGUACCGUUGGAAGCCGCGUUUAGAGGCAGGAGGCUUUUGGGAAGGCGCCUCAACCUUCCUGACGGCUAUAAAGGCCUCAUAUUGGAGAAAAUGGAGAAGGGAAGAACAGAAGCAGCAGCAGCAGGUGUUGUUGAACCUCCCUCUAAACGGCAAGCCACGGACGUUGCGAGAACGAGACAGGAAACGGAAAGGACCAGCAGCGAGGAAAGAGGGCAGGGGGUAGGAGAAUCAGAGGCAGAUGGGAGGGCAGAGGCAGAGGAGGAAGGAACGGAGGUGAUAGCUGGUUUUCCCCAUGCAGCACAGUGGCGGACUGUGGGGCGAUUCUCCUCUUUCGCCUAUUGGAACCAUGACAGAGUUCCCAAGGCUGGUGAUGGGCCUGCAAGAGCCUGUGAUUGGCUGAGGAUCGCCAAGGAGCUACAUGCACCAAUAUCUCUGGAGGAUUUAGAGCGGCAACUCUCCAAGUGA